GUUGGUUAAACACGUGCCAAGAAAGUUGAAGCUCGUCGCGUUUGAUGCUAGGGUAGAGCAGCGUGAAUCGUGAAAGAGACGGACGUGCGUAAAUCAGAUGGGCAGUGAAAAGUCGUGCCGUGUGUUGGUGAAAACAGUUUUCCCCUCCUAGCGCUCAAAGCUGUUCGUUUUGAUUCUACUGUUCAUCGUACAUGGUGUCUAAUGAAACACUUUUAAAACGUAAGGUGCGCGGUAGCAAGAGACACACUUGUUACAGAAGCAAACGACAUUUACGAUUACCAGCAACACUGAAAUCAUAUCAACACAAAUUACACGUGUUCGAAAUAUACACAGCAGUGCGAGGAUACAACAUUUUCACUACACAACAUCCUACUACCUACUAGUAUUCGGAGCGCCACGACCUUGACCAGCGCAGCGCGAAUUUUCCUAACAAUUCGAGCAACACUCAAGGACAGAAGGACACUGUGUAGUAAGCCACCGAAAUGGACGUCCAAAUACAGGUUCCCAAUUAUUAUCUGGUUGCGCUGUGACAGCAUUCCUGCGAGUUAGCGAUCGCGUAGCUCAACAUAACAAUCCGUUGUGUUGGUGAAUGCGCCAUACUUUCAGAAGGGAGAAUCAACAAGUGGCAAUAACCGGUGUCAGUUGAACAACACAAACAGAGAGAAUAAUCCGGAGAGGAGAAGAAAGAGAGCAAAACCUAAAGCGAUAGCCAUGUACGGAAGAUCGAGCAUAAAUUCCAUCGAUGGUAGAUCAUCGUCCACCGAUGACAGUGGAGACCGGGUCGGAAGGGGGACCGACAGGGAUGGUAUCCAUGGCUGCAGCGGCAGAGCCCACAGCCUCAUCAGCAGUAUUGGUGCAGGCGACCGCUCGUCAGUUGAAACCGGACCGCGCUCAAGUCGAGACGUUUGUCGAAGUACUUCUAGUAAUUGUUCCUCGAUUGACAGCCGCGUUUAUAGUCCUUGCAGUGGCAGUAGUACCGGCUGCCAAAGUCCUGAAUACGACCAAAACAUACUCAAAGCUCGUGCCAGUGUUCUCAACCAGUUGAGCAGUGUUUUCGGGCAAAAACUGAAUCGACGGUUUUCUGGUGGACAGGGAACCCCUCCCCAAUACUACCAGGAGCUCACUGCCCAGCAGCAACCUCGCGAGUACGACGAUCCGGAAGACGAGGAGGCAGAAAUGGAAGCGGAACGGGAGCUGGCCGAAGAUGCCCAAUGGAAGCGGAUACAGCAGAACACAUUCACCCGCUGGGCUAACGAGCACCUGAAGAUCAUCGACCGAAAUAUCGCCAACCUGGAGACGGACCUGGCCGACGGGCUGAAGCUGAUCGCCCUGAUCGAGGUGCUCUCGCAGAAACGUAUGAGCAAACACAACAAACGGCCCACGUUCCGCAGCCAGAAGUUGGAGAACGUUUCGGUGGCGCUGCAAUUCCUGCAAAUCGAAGGAAUUAAAAUCGUCAAUAUUGAUUCAUCGGACAUUGUGGAUUGCAAAUUAAAGCUAAUCAUGGGUCUCAUUUGGACGCUGAUCCUGCACUACUCCAUCUCGCUGCCCAUGUGGGAAGGCGAUGAUCAUGAAUCGGCAACGAAUGGGAACAACCCCACGCCGAAGCAGCGGCUGAUGAACUGGAUCCAGCGACUGGUGCCAGAUUUACCGAUCAACAAUUUCACAAACGACUGGACCAGCGGUAAGGCAAUCGGUGCAUUGGUCGACGGAGUAGCGCCUGGUCUUUGUCCGGACUGGCCCCUGUGGGACCCGAAAGAUGCCGUCCAGAAUGCGACCGAAGCGAUGGGCCUGGCAGACGACUGGCUCAACGUGCGACAACUGAUCCGCCCGGAGGAAAUGGUUAACCCCAACAUUGACGAGCAGUCCAUGAUGACCUACUUGUCACAAUACCCGAACGCGAAGCUCAAACAAGGUGCCCCACUGCGGCCGAAAACUAACCCCAACAGUAUUCCACCGCCGCGGGUGCGCGCAUAUGGACCAGGCAUUGAACCGACCGGGCCGGUUGUUGGAGCCCCCGCCAAUUUCACCGUUGAAACGUUCUCAGCUGGAAAAGGAACAGUCGAUGUGGCCGUCAUCAAUCCGAAAGGGAACGCCGAGAAAGCGGACUGCCGGUUUAACAACGAUAAAAACCUCACUUAUUCGGUUUCCUACGUACCGAAAAUUGAAGGUCCCCAUAAGGUGUACGUCAAAUUUUGUGGCCGAGAUAUCCCGAAAAGUCCCUACGAGGUGCAAGUGGACAGUCACGCAGGUGACCCAUCUAAAGUGGUCGCAAGCGGACCCGGAAUUCAGCCGGAUGGAGUAUGCGUCAAUAAACCGACCUAUUUCGACAUUUCGACCAAGGAAGCUGGAAAGGGUGUUCCGGAAGUUAUCAUACUAGAUCCUGCCAAUCAUAAGACAACUGUCGCGGCAAAAUUGCGCCAAAUAGCUCCGAAUCAGUACCGCUGCGAGUAUACAGCCAACAUGGUUGGCUUGCACUCCGUUAACGUUUUCUACAAUGGACACCAAAUCAAGAAUAGUCCUUAUGGAGUACGAGUUGCUCCAGUUUGCGAUCCUCGAAAGGUGAGAGCUAGUGGACGUGGCUUGCAACCCGUUGGAGUUCGUGUUAAUGAUGACGACGUUAGUUUCAAGAUCUACACUGAGGGAGCAGGUGAGGGAACUCCAGAGGUGAAAGUUUUCGGACCCGGAGGAGUAAUCCCGGAGUACAACAUCCGCAAGCUCGAUGGUACUACCUAUGAAGCUCAAUACAUUCCAUUGAAAGAGGGACGCUACAAGAUUUUGGUGCUUUUCGGUGGUGUAGAAAUACCCAAAUCGCCAUUCGAGGUCACAGUAGGUCCUCAAAAGCACACGUCCAUAGUAGCGUAUGGACCGGGACUUAAAUCAGGCAUGGUUGGUAGCCCGGCUAGCUUCGUGGUGGAAACAAAUGGUGAAACCGGAAACCUUGGCUUUAGCAUAGCUGGACCUUCGCAAGCUGAGAUCGAGUGUCACGACAACGGAGAUGGGUCGGCUCUAGUCAAGUAUCAUCCGACCGUUGCGGGAGAAUACGCCGUUCAUAUUCUGUGUGACAACGAAGAUAUUCCCAAAAGUCCAUACAUUGCUCAAAUCUUGCCUAAAGUUGAUGACUUCCAUCCAGAGCUGGUGAAAGUGUUUGGUCCAGGGAUUGAAAAAAACGGCAGUGUUAUAAUGAACAAGCCAACCGAGUUCACAGUGGAUGCCAGCAGAGCUGGAGAUGCUCCACUGGAGGUGAAGAUCAACGACGUAUUCGCGAACACAAUCCAGCAUAAAUUCAUCAAGAAUGAAAAUGAUACUAAAAAGGUACUCUACACAGCACCCACUGCUGAUCCGGUUACAGUCGAAGUAAACUACGGCGGUGUAGCUAUUCCUGGAUCUCCCUUCCGGGUUAACGUCUCAACUCCGCUGGAUGCCUCCAAAGUGGAGUUUUUUGGUCCCUGGUUGGAGAAUGGAAACAGACCUAAUGCUGCCACUCAUUUUAACGUAGAUGCCAGAAAUGCUGGAAAUGGGCUGCUAGAGGUCAACCUGAUCCACGACGAAACCAAGCAGAAGAUCCCAGUUCGUAUUAUCGACAAUGACGACAACACAUAUGCAGUCGAGGUGAUUCCACCCCUGCCUGGAACUUACACAACCAAUUUAGUCUACGGUGGACUGAGGGUCCCGGUAGCUCCGAAAGUAACUGUCAACCCAGCGGUGGAUGUUUCCAAAAUUAAGGUCGACGGGUUAGAACCAACGGCUCCGUUGAACAGUUUACAGCAGUUCCGUGUGAUAACGAAUGGUAUUGGUAAAGCCGAUCUUGCCGUUACUAUAACGAGUCCCUCCGGAAAUCGGAUCAAAGCCCAUGUUAUCCCUACAGCGGAAGGCUUCCUCGUUAAUUUCACUCCGACGCAAUUGGGGGAAUAUCUGCUCAGUGUAAGUUUCGGUGGCACUCCAAUAACGCCCCAACCUUUCCGGUUGCAGUGUCUAGUAGGUUCCGAUUCCCGAAAGGUCCAGGCCAGUGGCCCUGGUUUAAUCAAAGGUAUCAUCAAUCGCCCGGCGGAAUUCAUGAUCGAUACACGAGGUGCCGGGCAAGGAGGUCUAGGAGUUACUGUUGAAGGUCCCUGCGAGGCAGCCAUAAACUGUCGAGACAACGGGGACGGCACCUGCAAUGUUGCAUACUUGCCAACAGAGAUCGGCGACUAUACGAUCAACAUUACCUUCAAUGACAAUCACAUUGCAGGAUCACCUUUUCAGGCGAUCAUUUUUCCCGAACCAAACCUCAGCCGUAUUAGGGUGUCCGGAAUGGGAAUUCAACCGCACGGUGUCAUCAUGAAUGCUCCAACGGAUUUUAUGGUUGACAUGAGCAAGGUAGGCGACGACGUGGACAAAGGCAAACUGUCGUGUAAUAUUUUCGACCCCCGAGGAAAUGAGAUUCCAAGCAAACUUGUCCCGGGAGACAAUAGUGACAUUUUCCGCAUCAUGUACACCCCAUUCGAAGCUGGUCGUCACACAAUCGAGCUGUUGUACGAUAACGUUCCCGUUCCUGGAUCACCGUUCGUAGUCAACGUGAAAUCCGGUUGUGAUCCGACACGUUGUCGUGCCUUCGGGCCAGGCCUAGAACAUGCACUUACUGAUCAACCAGCAACAUUCACUGUGGAAACCCGUGGUGCCGGAGCCGGUGGUCUAUCGCUUGCAAUCGAAGGCCCAUCAGAAGCCAAAAUGAGCUGCACUGACAAUCGGGACGGAUCCUGUGAUGUGGAGUACGUUCCGACAGAACCGGGUGAGUACGACAUCACUAUACGCUUUGCUGAGAAGCAUAUUCCCGGUUCUCCGUUCAAAAUAAUGGUCAGUGAAGCCACCCGUCCUGACAAGGUCAAAGUGUACGGGCCGGGUAUUGAGCAUGGCCAGGUUCAUGAGGGUGUUCCAUCGGAAUUCUACAUCGAUUGCGGUCAAGCUGGACCGGGUAAAAUCGGCGUUAAACUUACGUCUUCCAAUGGAAAGCCUAUAAGCGUCCAGGUGGAGGACAAAGGUGAUGGUGUCUAUGCCGUGUCAUACAGCCCCCCUAAGGAAGGCUCAGUUCUCACUGCCAACGUUAGCUUCGCAGAUCAAGAAGUCAGUGCGAGUCCCUUUGUUAUGACUGUCGGUCCGGCCCCCACUGACAGUGGUGCUGGUAAAGUUUACGGCGACGCAACAACCAAGAAAAAACUUCCAGCCUCCUUGCCUGCCAAAUUCCAAAUUGAUGCCCCGAAGAAAGGUACUAGCGAGGCACCUGGCAAGGAAGAUAUCAUUGUUAGCAUAAAAGGACCGGACGGCAAAUCGCUCGUUCCGAAAAUGGAGCAGGUCGAAGACGGCACAUACGCCGUAACCUUCGUCCCGGAUGAAUGUGGUCCGUACAACGUUAGUAUCAAAUGUGGCGGAAAAGAUGUGCUUGGUUCACCGUUUCGGCUACAGGCGAUUCCCACUGGAGAGGCGGAGAAAGUUAAGCUCCUAGAAUCUAUUCCAACCAGCCAGGAGUAUGGAAAGAAGAAUCAUGUAGCAGUCGAUGCGCGUGAAGCCGGCACCGGAGCGGUCACGUGCAAGAUAGUGUCACACUCGGAAGCUUGUGACGUGGACCUAGAGGUAACGGAAAAGGAUGGCUUCUUUGACAUCUUCUACACCUUGAAGAAUCCCGGUGACUACGAUUUGGACAUCAAGUUCGGCGGUCAAAACAUCCCGAACGGCACCUUCACGAUCAAGGCAGUCGAGAGCGUAGAGGAGCAGGUCACCAGUAGUACCAGCAGUACGACAAAGACCUCAUCAGCAACCGUCUCAGAGAACCAGCAAAUCUAUCAACAUCAGGAGUCCUACGUAGAACAAGUAUCUUCCGUAUCAAAAUCCAAGCAAAUACAUCACCAGACAGCCUGUGAAGAGUUCUUGGUUCGGGAACGGCUAGUCAACGGCAAGUACGAGAACGGUCUCACUAACGGGAACCACGUGAACAACGUUCAUUCGAACGCCGUCAAUACUCACACCAGCAACAGUAGUAACAAUAGCACAACAGCAACCUCAGUCACUGCAACCAGCACAUCUACCUCCAACUCCACCACUAGUUCGGCCAAAUUCCGCGAUUUUAAACUUGAUCGGUUGCAUCUUCCGCAGACCGGAGGAGAGGUUACCGCCGAUAUCAAGAUGCCGACCGGACAGGUAGAUAAGCCAGUUAUUGAAGAUAACCACGACGGUACUGUAUCGAUCAAGUAUGAUCCCAAAGAGGAAGGAGUUCACGAGCUGGCAGUCAAGUACAACGGUGAACAUGUUCAGGGCUCUCCGUUCAAGUUCCAUGUCGACUCGAUCUCCAGCGGGUAUGUCACAGCUUACGGACCAGGUCUGAUUCAUGGAGUUACUGGUGAACCGGCCCUGUUUACCAUCUCCACCAAGGGUGCAGGAGCUGGUGGACUUCAGAUGGCGGUAGAAGGACCUAGCAAAGCCGAUAUCACGUACCACGACAACAAAGACGGAACGGUGUCCGUUUCCUACCUCCCAACAGCACCCGGCGAAUAUAAAAUUACCGUUCGCUUCGGUGAUAAACACAUUAAAGGGUCGCCUUAUUUUGCCAAGAUCACCGGUGAAGGUCGUAAACGUAACCAAAUUUCUGUUGGCUCCUGCUCGGAAGUCACAUUGCCUGGAGUCAUUUCCGAUAAUGAUCUACGCUCACUGAACGCCUCGAUUCAAGCCCCCUCUGGGUUGGAAGAACCUUGCUUCCUGAAACGUAUGCCAACUGGAAACAUCGGAAUUUCGUUUACCCCUCGUGAAGUCGGAGAGCACACAGUGUCUGUCAAGCGUAUCGGUAAACACAUAGCCAACUCACCGUUCAAGGUUAAGGUCUGUGAACGUGAGGUAGGAGACGCGAAGAAGGUUAACGUUACAGGCAAUGGUCUGAAGGAAGGCAAAACUCACUCGGAGAACGUCUUCUCGGUAGACACUCGUAACGCCGGCUAUGGUGGUCUUUCACUUUCCAUCGAAGGGCCAAGUAAAGCCGAAAUCCAGUGCACUGACAAGGAUGAUGGCACGCUGAAUAUCUCAUACAAACCAACGGAACCUGGCUACUACAUUGUGAAUCUGAAGUUUGCCGAUCACCAUGUCAGUGGAUCUCCGUUCACCGUCAAAGUUUCCGGUGAAGGUACCAACCGACAGCGCGAGAAAAUCCAACGUCAACGGGAAGCCGUUCCUCUUACCGAAGUCGGUAGCCAGUGCAAACUCACGUUUAAAAUGCCUGGCAUCACUUCAUUUGACCUAUCGUCGACCGUUACUUCACCCGGUGGGGUUACUGAGGAUGCGGAAAUCCAGGAGAUAGAAGACGGUCUCUAUGCGGUACACUUCGUCCCGAAGGAACUGGGCGUGCACACUGUCUCCGUCAAGUAUAAGCAGAUCCACAUCCCUGGAUCCCCAUUCCAAUUCACUGUCGGCCCGUUGAAAGAUACCGGUUCUCAUUUGGUCAAGGCAGGUGGCGCUGGAUUGGAACACGGAGAGCAAGGUGUGCCAUGUGAAUUUAAUGUGUGGACUCGCGAAGCUGGUGGUGGCACCCUGGCCAUUUCAGUGGAAGGUCCUAGCAAGGCAGACAUUGAGUUCAAAGACCGCAAAGAUGGAUCAUGCGAUGUUGCGUACGUGGUUAGUGAACCUGGUGACUACCGUAUUGGUCUUAAGUUCAACGAUCGCCAUAUUCCGGAUUCACCCUUCAAAGUGUACGUUUCACCAGCAAUGGGAGAAGCACACAAGCUGGAGAUCGCUCAGUUCCCGGUUAGUCCGGUACAAGCCGAUAAGCCAGCACAGUUCAUCGUGAGAAAGAAUGGUGCAAAGGGUGACCUGGACGCAAAGGUGGUGGCUCCAUCGAACAACGAAGAUGAUUGUUUCAUCCAGCUAAUCGAUCAAGACCAGUACUCGGUUCGAUUCUACCCACGGGAAAAUGGAAUUCAUGCAAUUCACGUUAAGUUCAAUGGCGUUCACAUACCCGGAUCACCGUACCGCAUCAAGGUUGGCAAGGACGAUGUUGACCCUGCAGCAGUGCAUGCAACCGGUAAAGGUCUCGGGGACGUAAAGACCGGUGAAAAAACUGACCUAAUAAUUGAUACCUGCAAUGCUGGUGCCGGAACUCUCGCUGUUACCUUGGAUGGACCCUCGAAAGUAGCAAUGGACUGUACCGAAGUAGAAGAAGGCUAUAAGGUACGGUACACUCCACUGCUUCCUGGAACUUACUACAUGACCAUCAAGUACAAUCAAAUGCAUAUCGUCGGAUCCCCGUUCAAGAUCAAUUGCACAGGGGUUACAGGUGACAAGCUCGCAGAGGAAGGUGGCCAGGAAACGUCUUCGGUGGUGGUAGAAACAGUCGCGAAAGUUUCCAAAGCGGGUAGUCGAGCAGGAGUCAUACUACCGAUCUUCAAAUCGGAUGCCAGCAAAAUUCAAUCCAAAGGCAUGGGUCUCAAGAAAGCCUAUCUCGGCAAGCAAAAUCAGUUCACGUUAAAUGCAGGAGAUGCCGGAAAUAAUAUCCUAUUCGUUGGCAUUUAUGGACCAAAAGGACCCUGCGACGAAGUGUUCAUCAAGCAUACCGGCCGCAAUCAAUACAAUGUAAAUUACCUAGUACGCGAACGUGGCGAAUAUAUCCUUUUGGUGAAAUGGGGCGACGAUCACAUCCCUGGUUCGCCAUUUAAAGUUGAGGUGUAAGCCGUCUCAGUUGCCGCCACCAUUGCCAUCACCAUCGUUGUCCUGCGCCCCCAUAUCCUCCUCCCUGAGUGUCGUUGCGUGUGUGCGCGUUAGUGCCUUAUAAAUCUAUCAAACUCGAAGUAAACCAAGUAGAACCCAAAUUCAACUGGAUCUAUCCGCGAAACAGUGAAACAAUUUUUAAAAUGUGGUCUAAUUCAAACUUUUUAUCAACCUGUACCCAUGAAAGACAUGUUAAAGCAGCAUGGAAAAAAAACAAGUGAACCAAAAUUAUAAUACGUAGUGAAAAGUACGAAAACUUUACACUACAGAGCCAACAAGGUGCUCAUCGUUGGUUUCGAUACCAAGGAAGAUCAACUUUUUGGCUCUGUAGUGUACAUUCUCUCUGGAAGUUAACGGAAGCUUCAUGCAGGAAACAAUGAGGUUAAGAUUUUCUAUUCCCUUCCCAGAAAAAAAACACACACAAUUUUGCAACUUCCCUGUUUGAAAAUACGGAAACUUUAAAGCCGAAACCCACGAGACAAAGACAAACACUAAUAAUUAACUAAGAAGCGUCACCAAGAUUUUAAAAUUAUAUCGAACGGCAGUAAUCAACCGCUCAAAAGCCAUCGACAGAUCAGAGCCAUUGGAUUUUAUUUAACUUAUAAAUUCAGUUGAAAUCAACCAACCAAGAGAUAUUAAUUAUUGUAACUAUCUCGAAGAGCAAAUCAAAAUAGCAACAAUACAACCUACGAGCAGCGAGAGAAAUCAUUAAUGUUAUUCUAGUUAUUAUUCUCAAUUACGAUAAUGUUCGAUUAAGUUUUUUUUAUUCGUUUUUCAUAUGCUUCUUUUAUAAGUACACAUUCAAAAAAUUUCAAGUAAAAUUACAUUUUUUUGCCACACAUAAAUGGAGCAUUAUAAUCGGUUUUGAUUCAUCUAAUGUGAAAUUUAAGUAUCAUUUCGUUGCAAAUGCAAACUGCAGCCGACAUAACCUCAAACAAAGAUUAUUUGUAACGGCCUCAAGUUAAUUCUGACAAAAAAAUAAGAUGAUGUGAAUUUGAAUAUCAAGUACUUACAAUCUGGGUUGGAUAACGUUCUAUUUAUGUGCUUCAAAAAAGAAUGUAAAUUAACUUGUUUUUCAUCCCGGUUUUGCAUGGCUCGCGAAGUUGGAUGAAGUUUAUUCUUGCUAUGUACGACUUGUCAUCUGUGUCGCCUUUUUUUUUUAAAUUGUAUGUGUCUAGCAAUAUCGUUAGUCGAAGUUAUGAUUUUAUUUUUAGUUUGUAUGACUUUAGUUAGUAUUUUUUUUUUCCUUUACGUUGAACAUUUCUCAUGAAAAAAGGAUAUCUUUAUUUAUUAUUUUUAGAAAGGAUUUUUUUAUUAUAAAACAACAAAUAAAAUCGUUAAUAAUAAAAAUCAAUAAAAUCAUUUAAACGACAA
Wyeomyia smithii (pitcher-plant mosquito) is the source of this 10095-nucleotide messenger RNA. It is a transcript of the gene cher, whose product is annotated as filamin-A. The record is from RefSeq and is a predicted model, not a curated record. The transcript has 22 exons. NCBI's taxonomy places the organism in Eukaryota, Metazoa, Arthropoda, Insecta, Diptera, Culicidae. Gene Ontology annotation, biological process: actin cytoskeleton organization. Gene Ontology annotation, molecular function: actin filament binding. Bases 712 to 8682 code for a protein of 2656 amino acids.